Messenger RNA from Brassica napus (rape), 3100 nucleotides. Its product is annotated as receptor-like protein 12. Bases 443 to 2956 code for a protein of 837 amino acids. NCBI's taxonomy places the organism in Eukaryota, Viridiplantae, Streptophyta, Magnoliopsida, Brassicales, Brassicaceae. Gene Ontology annotation, molecular function: protein binding. The transcript has a single exon. The record is from RefSeq and is a predicted model, not a curated record.
AUAUUUGUGUAUUCGUUUUUUCUGUCCUUUGCAAACUUCUUCCCAUUUGGAGACACGUCUCUGAAGAUUUGGAUUUUGCUGAAAUUAUAUGUUUGUAACUCUUGAGGUUUCAUUACGGAUUAAUCCUGUUUUGUAUUAUAUAAUAACAAAUCUAAAAAUUUCAGUGAACCUAAAAGGUACGGCAAAAAACUAAGAACUUAAUAAAACGUUGAAGAAAUCUUGUGGAAAAGAUUGAAUGAGCUCACGGGUUUUGUGGAAUUUUUUUUAGCAAGUGGCACAGUUGAUUGACGAAGAUUUAAGUGUACCAAAACCGACGCAUUGACGCAAGUCUUGCUAAGUCACAGCCCCAAUAAGGGAGUUUUUCUCCUUCUUCCUAUAAAGAACCAGUGAACGAAACAUACAACAAUAACCCAUUACUUACGACACAAACUUAAAAAGAGAUAUGAUGACUCGUAGCCAUUGCUAUUGCUUUUAUGGUAUUUUUACCAUCUAUUUCUCACUCUUAAUCCACACUCUUGCUUCUGCUCCGCUCAAUCUUUGCCAGCACGACCAGAGGGAUGCUCUUUUGGAAUUCAGGGAUGAGUUUGUGAUUGAUGAGUUUGACCCAAGUCGGUGGAAUAAAAGCAGCGAUUGCUGUUUGUGGAAACAUGUCAAGUGCGAUGAUAAAUAUGGUCAGGUGAUAUCACUCGACCUUCAUGACACUUUUCUUAACAGCUCGUUGAAAAUUAACAGUAGUCUUUUUAGACUCCAAUAUCUUCGUCACCUAAACCUUAGCAGUUGCAACCUCCAAGGAAAAAUUCCUUCUUCACUAGGAAACCUUUCUCAUCUUACUGUUGUCGACCUUUCUUUUAAUGAACUGGUAGGUGAAAUCUCAGCUUCAAUAGAAAAUCUUGACCAUCUAAGAUACUUUAGCGUUGAGUAUAACCAUCUCACAGAAAUGAUUCCUUCUUCACUAGGAAACCUUUCCAGUCUCACAUUUCUUGAUCUUUCUUCUAAUGAAUUGGUUGGUGAGAUUCCAACUUCAAUAGGUUAUAUAAAAAAUCUAAGAGAGCUUCACCUUGGGGGUAACCAUCUCAUAGGAGAGAUUCCCUCUUCACUAGGAAACCUUUCUCGUCUCUUAGAACUUGAACUUGGGCAUAAUCAUUUGGUGGGUGAAGUUCCCCCGUCCAUAGGAAACCUGAACGAGCUAAGAGUCAUGCAGCUCUACCAAAACACCCUGAGUGGCAACAUUCCUAUUUUAUUAGCCAAUUUAACCAAGCUUUCUGAUAUUAGUCUCUACUAUAAUAACUUCUCAUCUACCCUUCCAUCUGACAUGAGUGGAUUUCACUACUUGGAGUAUUUCCUAGUUAGUGAAAACUCACUUCACGGACCUUUCCCUAAAUCCUUGUUCUCGAGUCCUUCGUUGCAAUUGGUUGAUUUGGAAGGAAACCACUUCACAGGACCUAUAGAGUUUGCAAAUACAUCUUCAUCUGAGCUUCAGUAUCUAGGUCUUUCCCGUAAUGGAUUCGAUGGCCCGAUCCCAGAAUCUAUAUCUGUGUUUCUCAACCUUGUUGAGUUAGAUCUUACCUACAACAACUUCACUGGGUCACUCCCUAAAUCAAUAUCAAAGUUAACCAGCCUCACAGAUUUAAAACUUUCCAACAACAAGUUGAAAGGUGAAGUACCAAGUUUUGUCUGGAGAUUCUCGACAAUGAUUCUUUCUCACAACUUAUUCAGCAGUUUUGAAAACUCUUCUCAAGAGACUCUGAUCCAAAUGUUGGAUCUGAGUUCAAAUUCAUUCGAAGGUCCAUUUCCCCAGUGGAUCUGCAAGCUUAAGAGGUUAAGCCUAUUAGAUUUGUCCAACAAUCUUUUCAACGGGUCAAUCCCUCCAUGUUUAAGGAAUUCUAUUGUUUCUCUUACGGAGCUGAAUCUGAGUAACAAUAGUUUCAGUGGAACUGUUCCACAUAUAUUUGGCGAUGCUACCAAGUUAGAGUCAUUGGAUGUUAGCCACAACCAGCUGCAUGGAAAGUUUCCAAAGUCCUUGAUUAAUUGCACAGCUCUGCAAUUUGUGAAUAUGGAAAGCAAUAAAAUCAAGGACAAGUUUCCAUCAUGGUUAGGGUCUCUACCAUUUUUACAUGUUCUCAUCCUCAAGUCAAACGAGUUCUAUGGGCCGCUGUAUCAUCGCCACAUGACCAUGGGGUUUCAGAGUUUAAGAGUUAUCGAUGUUUCACAUAACGACUUCACUGGAACUCUCGCACCUCACUAUUUUUCUACCUGGCGUGAAAUGUCCAUAUUCACCGAAGGAGCCUACAUGGCAAACUUACUGCGUUAUUAUUCAAGCGACCUGUUAAACUAUCGGUCAAUGGAAAUGGUGAAUAAAGGAGUAGAUACAAGGUUUCAGCGAAUCCGAAGAGACUUCAGAGCUAUUGAUUUUUCUGGAAACAGAAUAUAUGGCAAAAUCCCUGAAUCUUUGUGCUUAUUGAAGGAAUUGCGUCUUCUCAACUUGUCAGGUAACGCCUUCUCAAACAAUAUCCCGCGAUUUUUGGCAAAUUUGACAAAGUUAGAGGCACUAGACCUCUCGAGUAAUAAACUGUCAGGUGAAAUCCCACAAGAUCUUGGUGAACUCUCGUUUUUGUCAUACAUGAACUUCUCUCACAACCUUCUCCAAGGUCCAUUGCCUCGUGGCACUCAGUUUCAAAGGCAGGAAUGUUCUUCAUUCUUGGGAAACCCUGGACUCUAUGGUCUCGAAGAUAUAUGUCAAGAAAGCCAUAGCUCGAAUCCUACAUCACGGCAACGCAAGGAAUCGUCAGAAUCAGAAGAACGGAUGUUCAGCUGGGUAGCAGCUGCAAUAGCCUAUGGACCUGGUGUGUUCUGUGGAUUGGUGGUCGGACAUAUCUUCUUCACUUCACACAGUCAAGAGUGGUUCAUUGCAAAGUUUGGUCUAAGAAAAUUCAGAGUCACUGUAGGUGGUGGCUAGGCUCAUCUCGUGCAGUCUCCGUAUUAAUACCGCAUAUGUGAAGCAUAUACUUUUGUUCGUGUUGUACUGAAUUUUCCAAGUGUCUUCUCCAAAAGACUCAUUUGUGUUUGUUUCUAAUUUUCUAUUGCAUGGUUUUCUUCUUCU